CCAGCCAGCCAGCCAGUCACCUAAAAUGGCUGGAGAGACGAGAAGGUGGAGGAGGCGCCGGAGGUGAGGCGCGCAGCUCCCUCGGGCCGCCUCCCCGCGGAACAGCGGCCAGCGGCUCCCGCCUCCUUCGCUCCCGCCGCUUGUCCUUUCUCACCUUUGGUUUUUCGUGCGUAAUUCGAAUUAAAUGACACGCUCUUUCUCCCGAGCCCGCCGCGCCUCCCAGCUCUGAGCCAUGUCGGCCGGCCAAGACGAGAGCUCCGUCCGGGUUGCUGUCAGAAUCAGACCUCAACUAGCCAAAGAAAAGAUUGAAGGAUGCCAUAUCUGCACAUCUGUCACACCUGGAGAACCUCAAGUGUUCCUGGGGAAAGAUAAGGCCUUCACGUUUGAUUAUGUAUUUGAUAUUGAAUCCCAGCAAGAAGAAAUCUAUAUACAAUGCAUAGAAAAACUGAUUGAAGGCUGCUUUGAAGGAUACAAUGCUACCGUGUUUGCUUAUGGGCAGACAGGAGCCGGUAAAACAUACACCAUGGGGACUGGAUUUGAUGUUAACAUAAUGGAAGAGGAACAGGGCAUUAUACCACGAGCUGUAAAACACCUGUAUAAAUGUAUUGAAGGAAAAACACAUGCAGCUAUUCAACAAGGGGUUCCACCUCCAGAAUUUAAAGUGAAUGCUCAGUUCUUAGAGCUUUACAAUGAAGAAGUACUUGACCUCUUCGACACAACGCGUGACAUGGAUUCAAAGAACAAAAAAUCAAACAUAAAAAUCCACGAAGAUUCAGCGGGUGGAAUAUACACGGUGGGGGUCACAACACGGACUGUAAAUUCAGAAUCUGAGAUGAUGCAGUGUUUGAAGCUGGGCGCUUUAUCUCGAACCACUGCCAGCACUCAGAUGAAUGUUCAGAGUUCACGUUCACAUGCCAUCUUCACUGUCCACUUGUGUCAAACGAGAGUUUGCCCUCCAGUUGAUGCAGACAACAUGACAGAUAACAGAAUGAUAUCGGAGUCAUCUCAGCUAAAUGAGUUUGAAACCCUUACUGCUAAGUUUCAUUUUGUGGAUUUGGCAGGGUCCGAACGAUUGAAGCGCACAGGGGCCACCGGGGAGAGAGCGAAGGAAGGCAUUUCCAUCAAUUGCGGGCUAUUGGCGUUGGGCAACGUAAUAAGUGCACUGGGAGAUAAGAGCAAGAGGGUCACUCAUGUACCAUACAGAGAUUCAAAAUUAACACGACUGUUGCAAGACUCUCUUGGAGGAAACAGCCAAACCGUCAUGAUAGCCUGCGUAAGCCCCUCGGAUAGAGAUUUCAUGGAAACCUUGAACACUUUGAAGUAUGCAAACCGGGCACGAAAUAUCAAGAACAAGGUGAUGGUUAAUCAGGACAGGGCUAGCCAGCAGAUUAAUGCUCUGCGGAGCGAGAUCACGCGGCUCCAGAUGGAACUCAUGGAGUAUAAAACGGGCAAAAGGAUUAUUGAUGAGGAAGGUAUGGAAAGCGUUAAUGACAUGUUUCAUGAAAAUGCCAUGCUGCAAACAGAAAACAACAACCUCCGAGUCAGGAUAAAGGCAAUGCAAGAGACUAUUGAUGCACUGAGAGCCCGAAUCACACAGCUUGUGAGUGAUCAGGCCAACCAGGUCCUUGCCAGAGCAGGAGAAGGUAAUGAAGAAAUCAGCAACAUGAUUCAUAACUACAUCAAGGAAAUUGAGGAUCUCAGGGCAAAACUACUGGAAAGUGAGGCAGUGAAUGAAAACCUUCGGCGCAACUUGUCGAGAGCCUCAACAAGGUCAACGUACUUUGGUGGCCCCUCUUCAUUUUCUGCUUCGAUGCUUCCCUCCGAUAAAGAGACAAUCGAGAUUAUUGACUUAGCGAAAAAAGACUUGGAAAAACUGAAGAAAAAAGAAAAGAAGAAGAAAAAGAGGCUGCAGAAACUUGAGGAAAGCAGUCAAAAGAAAGAAGUACUGGUUAAAGAGGAGAGCACAGACAAUGAGCAGGAGAAGAGGGAAGAAAAGGGUGCUUCUGAAAGAGAGAACAAUGAACUGGAAGCAGAAGAAGGCCAGGAGCUUAGUGACCGUGAAGAUGACGAGGAAGAUGACGAGGAUGAUGAAGAUGACAUGGAAGUUGUGGGAAGCUCAGAUGAUUCCGAUUCCGAUUCCGAUGAAAAAGCAAGCUAUCAGGCAGACCUAGCAAACAUCACAUGUGAAAUUGCCAUAAAACAGAAGCUGAUAGAUGAACUGGAAAACAGCCAACGAAGAACUUCAGACCUUAAAAGACAAUAAGAGAAGCUGAUGAUGCUACAACAUAAGAUUCGAGAUACCCAACUUGAAAGAGAUCAGGUGCUUCAAAACCUGGGUUCAGUGGAAUCUUGCUCAGAAGAAAAGGCGAAAAGGUUAAAUCGGAGUAUAAAAGAGCUCCAAUCCAUGAAUAAAGAACUGCAGAGGCUUCAGGCUGCUCAGAAAGAACACGCACGGUUUACUUACAAAUCAGUUCGUCUGAUGAAGCAAAUGAAAGAAGAGCAAGAGAAGGCCCGGAUGAAUGAAUCUAGAAGAAAUAGAGAGAUUGCACUGAAAAAGGAGCAGCGAAAACGAGAGCAUCAGCAACUUCUGGAGGCUCAGAAGAGGAAUCAGGAAGUUGUUCUGCGCCGGAAAACAGAAGAGGUUACAGCUCUUCGCCGGCAGGCAAGGCCUUUGUCUGAUAAGGUGGCUGGGGCAAACCGGAAGCUGAGUCUGCCUGAGCAGGCUAAUCACGAACCAGGUUCUAGUGUGUCGUCGGUAGACAAAGGAUCGAGAGCAGCGUCACAACAGAAGGUGCGGAUACCGGUAGCAAGGGUCCAAGCGUUGCCAGCAGCCACGACCAAUGGGACCAGGAGUAAAUAUCAAAGAAAAGCGAUGACCACAAGAGUUACCUCCAAGGGAGCGAGAAUGAAGUGGCAGUUACUCGAACGGAGGGUGACUGAAAUCAUUAUGCAGAAAAUGACCAUAUCCAAUAUGGAGACUGACAUGAAUAGACUACUUAAGCAACGUGAAGAACUUAAAAGGAAAGAGAAGCUAUCCAAAAGGAGGGAGAGAGUUAUCAAAGAAGGUUGCCCAGAGACCGAUAAAAACAUCCACAACAUCAAUGAAGAGAUGGAGUCACUGACUGCAAAUAUAGAUUACAUCAAUGACAGUAUUUCUGACUGUCAGGCAAAUAUCAUGCAGAUGGAAGAAGCAAAGGAAGAAGGAGAGAUUCUGGACGUCACUGCAGUAAUCAAUGCCUGCACUCUAACAGAAGCUCGGUAUCUACUUGACCAUUUCCUUACAAUGGGCAUUAAUAAGGGUCUCCAAGCAGCUCAAAAGGAGUCUCAGAUUAAAGUACUUGAAGGACGCCUUAAACAAACAGAAAUUACCAGCGCAACGCAAAACCAGCUGUUGUUUCACAUGUUGAAAGAGAAGGCAGAAUUAAAUCCCGAACUUGAUGCUCUGCUAGGCCAUGCCUUGCAAGACCUAGAUAGCGUUCCGCUGGAAAAUGUGGAAGAUAGUACUGAUGAAGAUGCUCCUUUGAAUAGCCCCGGGGCGGAAGGAAGUUCCUUAUCUUCAGACCUCAUGAAGCUUUGCGGCGAAGUCAAGCCUAAAAACAAGGCCCGCCGUAGGACGACGACCCAGAUGGAAUUGCUUUACGCCGAUAGCAGUGACCUAACCAGUGACCUAACCCUUGAAGUCAGUGCAGACAGCACAGCUUUGGCUGGCCCUCUUCCGCCUGUUGCAGAAGCUCAGGAAGGUGCAGUGAACAUUGACCUGAGAGAUCCUGCUGUUAGGGAUAGGGAGGCCUCGCAGGCAGCCUUGCCUUCUAAGACGGGCGGCAUGUCUAGGCAGUCAUCUCUGACAGAAAAGAAACUACCAGAACCCUCACCUUUAUCAAAGAGGAAAACCUAUGAGAAAUCUCCAGAUAAACCAAAGACAAAAGAGCAAAAACACUCAGAUUCUGGAACCUCAGAGGCUAGUCUGUCACCUCCUUCCUCCCCACCAAGCCGGCCCCGUAAUGAACUGAAUGUUUUUAGUCGUCUCACUGUUUCUCAGGGAAACACAUCAGUUCACCUGGAUAAGUCUGAUGAAAGUGAUUCCUCUCUGUCGGAGGUACACAGAGGCAUAAUCAACCCAUUCUCUUCAUCCAAAUGCGUCAGAUCUUCGCCAAUUCAUUGUAUUCACAUUGCUGAAGGUCAUACGAAGGCUGUGCUUUGUGUCGAUUCUACUGACGACCUCCUCUUUACAGGAUCAAAAGAUCGCACGUGUAAAGUAUGGAAUUUGGUGACUGGGCAGGAAAUAAUGUCUCUGGGUGGUCAUCCCAACAACGUAGUAUCUGUAAAAUACUGUAAUUAUACUAGCUUGGUCUUCACAGUCUCUACAUCUUAUAUUAAGGUGUGGGACAUCCGCGAUUCUGCCAAGUGCAUCCGAACGCUCACGUCUUCAGGCCAGGCGAUGCCAGUUGAUGCAUGUUCUGGCAGUACCAAUAGAACUGUGACAAUUCCAGCUGGAGAGAACCAGAUCAACCAGAUAGCUCUAAACCCAACAGGCACGUUUCUCUACGCAGCCGCAGGAAAUGCCGUGAGAAUGUGGGACCUGAAGAGGUUCCAGUCUACAGGAAAACUAACUGGUCACCUCGGCCCAGUUAUGUGCCUUACUGUAGACCGCAUUUCCAAUGGGCAAGAUCUCAUAAUUACUGGCUCAAAGGAUCACUAUAUCAAGAUGUUUGAUGUAACUGAAGGAGCUCUGGGAACUGUAAGCCCUACACACAACUUUGAGCCUCCCCAUUAUGAUGGCAUAGAAGCGCUUACUAUUAUGGGAGACAACCUUUUUAGUGGAUCCAGAGAUAAUGGAAUUAAAAAGUGGGACUUGGCUCAAAAGGACCUCAUCCAGCAAGUUCCUAAUGCCCACAAGGACUGGGUCUGUGCUCUUGGACUUGUGCCCGGUUCCCCUGUGCUUCUCAGCGGCUGCCGCGGAGGCGUUCUGAAGCUCUGGAAUGUAGAUACAUUCGCACCAAUAAGCGAACUCAAGGGACACGACAGUCCCAUCAAUGCCAUCUGCACCAAUUCCGGCCAGAUUUUUACUGCAUCGGACGAUCGAACUGUGAGAAUCUGGAAGGCUCCCUGCAGCUUCGAUGGACAGAUCUCCGAUCCUGGUGAUGCAAGCGAAGAUGUGGCCAGCAAUUAAAGACGAGAGUGCUAGACUUCAUAGGCACCUGCUUGCAGCUGGGGGAAAAGAAGAAGAUGCAGCUCAACUGUACCGUUUUAAGUGUGUCGUAUUCUGCUGAAACCGCUGCCCUUAAGAACUGCCUUCUGUACUAUAUUUCAAACACUAGUCUGUUGGUGGUAUGCUUGUCUCACAUAUAGCGGCUGGAUUUGUGUGCAUUUAUUAGCCUUGUAAGUUGAACAAACUGGAAGCCUUUCACCUGGAAUGGUUGUCUCAAGACCUGUAACCUAGGAUAUGAAAGUGCCCUAUGUACCUCACUCUCUGACCCCUUCUGUUCAGCUGAGCUUCACUUUCUGGUUGUAUGCAAUGCGCCAGCAUAUCUAUUGUCUCAUUUCCCGAGCCUUUAAUGGAAGGGCAGCGGGGGUCCUAAAAAGUUUACUUAUGUUUUGCUGCUGUAAGAAACUAAGACUGGAGUGUAAGGGAGGGGCGGGGGUCUUAGUUUGAGACAGAUUACUGCCCUGACUGUGUCAUGCUAACAAUGAAUGCCGUAUGACCUGCGUUAGUUGUUAGCAUUAUACUCUUGCUGACCAAAGUUGUGCAGCUGUGUCUACUCUGUGCUCAGGACUAGAAACUAAAAUGCUGUCGAAUUAUUAACAUUUUAUUAGUGCUCUGCCUACCACAGUAUUCUUACAGAAAAACCUUAAAUCUAUUUUUCUUAUGUUUCCGUCAUCUCACGAUGUUUUAUUUAAGAGAAAAACAAGGUGUCCUUCCUUUUUAACAUACUUUGAUAUGCUGCUAAAUAUAUUUUAGAUAUGUUUGUUGAACCUUGGAGUUAGUUAAAAGAACGGUAGCAACUGUGUCAACAAAGGCCGAGUGUAAAUAGAUGGGGUGUAAAGAGAGACUACCUUAACAAUGUGCCUGUGUGGAUUUUUUAAUUGCUGUAGAUUUGAGUGUGGAUAUUGAACGAGAGGGUUGUAUAAUUUAUCCAGCUUUUCGGAACAUUCAUUUGUAAAUUCAGCAAGUUUUAGGAACAGUGUUUUAUUGGGUUUGCUGUUGGGUAGAGGAUAUGAACUUGUAAAUGUACUGCUUGUGAUAGUUGAUGCUUACAUUAAAAAAAAGACCCAC
Molecule: messenger RNA, 6274 nt
Organism: Lacerta agilis (Sand lizard)
Lineage: Eukaryota; Metazoa; Chordata; Lepidosauria; Squamata; Lacertidae
Gene: KIF21A
Product: kinesin family member 21A
Biological process (GO): mitotic spindle organization; microtubule-based movement
Molecular function (GO): microtubule motor activity; ATP binding; microtubule binding
Source: RefSeq, a predicted model, not a curated record